Molecule: messenger RNA, 2594 nt
Organism: Lycium ferocissimum
Lineage: Eukaryota; Viridiplantae; Streptophyta; Magnoliopsida; Solanales; Solanaceae
Product: probable protein phosphatase 2C 4
Exons: 4
Coding region: 193-2340 (715 amino acids)
Biological process (GO): protein dephosphorylation
Molecular function (GO): protein serine/threonine phosphatase activity
Source: RefSeq, a predicted model, not a curated record
UUUCAUUUACUUAUAUUUCUCACACACAACCCCACCCAAAUGUCAACGCCCCCUUUCUCUCUCUUUCUCUCUACUUCACCUCUUCUUCUUCCUCAUUUCUCCCAUUUUUCUGUCCACUCUUCAAUGAAUCUUUAAGAAAAAAACCACACCUUCCAUUUGAACUAUAUUGAUUUUCAAGGAGUUUUUUUUUCAAUGGGAAACGGCGUAGGAAAGCUUAGUGUAUGUUUCACUAGCGGCGCCGCCGUUGAGAGUCGUCGCCAUAAAGAUAUUCCUUUCAUGAAUUCCGACCCGCUUGAAGAUUUGGGUCAUUCUUUCUGCUACGUCCGACCCGACCCGACCCGUAUCUCAUCGUCAAAAGUCCACUCAGAAGAAACCACAACUUUCCGUUCAAUUUCCGGUGCUUCCGUUAGCGCCAACACAUCAACGCCGUUAUCAACGGCGUUUGUUGAUCUGUAUUCUUACAACAGUAUUGAUCGUUCUUCAGCUUUUGAGGCGUCCACUUCAUUUGCUUCAAUACCACUUCAACCUAUUCCAAGAAACAAUUCAAUCCACUCCGGCCCGCUUUUCACCUCGGGCCUUAUUUCAGGCCCGAUUGAACGCGGGUUCAUGUCCGGCCCCAUUGAGCGCGGGUUUCAAUCGGGCCCGCUUGAUCGCGGUCUUUAUUCAGGCCCUCUGGAAAGGGUUCGUGACUGUUCUGAUAAUAACAAUAAUCAGUUUCAGAGAAGUUAUUCACAUGGUUAUGCUCUUCGAUCCAGAUCAAGAAAAGGGUCUUUUUUUCGGGUUCUUCAAAGAGCUAUAUCGAAAACCUUAUCAAGAGGUCAAAAUUCUAUUGUUGCACCAAUUAAAGGGUCAAUUUCAGUAAAAGAAAGUGAUUGGGUUGUUGGUUCUGAGAAGCAAAAUGAAUUGACUAUUAGUAGUGUGAAUUUUAGCAGUGAGUUCAGUUUGGAUGAUGACGAUUCUUUAGAAAAUCAGAAUCUUCAGUGGGCUCAAGGGAAAGCUGGUGAAGAUCGUGUUCAUGUUGUAGUAUCUGAAGAACAUGGUUGGGUUUUUGUUGGGAUUUAUGAUGGAUUUAAUGGUCCUGAUGCACCUGAUUUUUUGGUAUCUAAUUUGUACCCAGCUGUUCACAAAGAGCUUAAGGGAUUGUUAUGGGAUGACAAGUCAGAUUCAUCUAAUACUGAUAAUAAUGACAAUAAUAUUACAAUCCCAAGUUUAGUAGUGGAAGAAUCCAAUCAGACACUUGAUGAUGAGAUUUCAAGGGAUAGGACUAAAGAUGGUUGUUCAAGAUGUGUUGAGCAAGAGAAUUAUCCAUCAGCAGGAGACGAUUUUUCUUCCGAUUCACGGUUAAAGAAAAAGAAAAAGGGUUCAAACAAUAGGUACAGAGGAGUAUCAAAGAAAUGGGAAGAAAAUCAAAGGAGAUGGCGAUGCGAAUGGGACCGUGAAAGAUUAGAACUUGACAGGAGAUUGAAAGAGCAACUAAAUGGAUCAUCAGGAUCAGUUAAUCAUGCAGAUGUAUUGAAAGCUCUUUCACAAGCAUUGAAGAAAACAGAGGAGGCAUAUUUAGAUCUAGCUGAUAGGAUGAAUAUGGAGAAUCCUGAAUUAGCUUUGAUGGGUUCUUGUGUUCUUGUUAUGUUAAUGAAAGGAGAGGAUGUUUACAUAAUGAAUGUUGGCGAUAGUCGAGCUGUUUUAGCUCAGAAAAAGGAGCCUAAUCUAUGGAGCCAAGAUUUAGAGAGGAUCAAUGAAGAAACUUUGAAAGAUCUUGAACUUUUCGAUGGCGAUGAGUCGAAUUGUAUACCUAAUUUAACUGCUUUUCAGCUUAGUACGGAUCAUAGCACCUCUGUUGAAGAGGAAGUUCAAAGAAUAAAAAGUGAACAUCCAGAUGAUGCAUGUGCCUUAAUGAAUGACCGGGUGAAAGGUUCUUUGAAGGUUACUAGGGCUUUUGGUGCUGGUUUCCUCAAACAGCCUAAAUGGAACAAUGCCCUUCUUGAGAUGUUCAGAAUCGACUAUGUUGGGACUUCCCCCUACAUCAGCUGUCUUCCAUCUCUCCAUCAUCACAGGUUAGGGCCAAGAGACCGGUUUUUGAUACUAUCGUCUGAUGGGCUCUAUCAGUACUUCACAAACGAAGAAGCCGUUUUAGAAGUCGAACAUUUCAUCUCAUGGUCACCCGAAGGAGAUCCAGCACAACAUCUCAUCGAGAAAGUAUUGUUUCGUGCUGCAAAAAAAGCUGGUAUGGAGUUUCAUGAGCUGCUUGAAAUACCACAAGGGGAUCGACGUCGGUACCAUGAUGAUGUUUCAAUAAUUGUUAUUUCUUUGGAAGGGAGAAUAUGGAGAUCCAGUGCAUAAGUAGGAAAAAAAGAGAGAGUAUAGACCUAUUAAAAAAAUGACAAAUCAAACAUCCAAUUUUUGUUCUUUCCUAAGUCACCAUUUUGUAAAUAGCAACUAAGCCCUGGAACCAGAGUUACUUAGUUGUAAAAUGUACUAGGUGAUUAUGGGAUUGUAAAGGUGUUAGAUCAACUCCUUAUCAGUGGAUAAGCUGUCAUAUAAAGUGUAAUUUCCUUAAUAAAUGACAUCUCUAAGAGGGAACUCUGUUCUCCAAA